CUAUAAAGUCUGGUCAACUUCCAGAGGUCAGUCAUUAACAAUACAGUCCCCAAACAAGUCAAUCUUCAAACAACUUCUCUGCACAAUGAAGCUUUCCUCUGUUGUCGCUCUUCUCUCUGUCUUUGCCCUGCCCGCUUUUGCGACGCAGGUAUAUGUGACCUACGACAACUUCUAUGACAAUUCGGCUACCUCUCUAUCCCAAGUCGCCUGCUCUAACGGUGCCAAUGGCCUCUUGACAAAGGGCUACACCACUUUCGGCUCUCUUCCGUCUUUCCCCAACAUUGGGGGUAUUCCCAACCUCACUUGGAAUUCGGCUCUGUGCGGUACCUGCUGGAAUUUGAAGUACACCACUCCCACUGGGAAACAUGAGAGCAUCUAUAUCACCGCUGUUGAUGCAGCGUACACAUACAACCUGUCGUUGGAGGCAUUUAACAAGUUGACGGACAACACUGGUGUCGCUUCGGGCAAGGUCUCUGCUACCGCCACCCAGGUAGCCACAAGCUUCUGUGGCAUGUAAAG
Molecule: messenger RNA, 519 nt
Organism: Suillus clintonianus
Lineage: Eukaryota; Fungi; Basidiomycota; Agaricomycetes; Boletales; Suillaceae
Product: Cerato-platanin
Exons: 1
Coding region: 86-517 (143 amino acids)
Source: RefSeq, a predicted model, not a curated record